GAGGCCUAGAAGGCCCUGUUUAAACCUAUGUCCAGUUGUAAAGCCACAAGACACGAUGGUUCAGUGGACAGCUGAGGAACGCGCUGCGAUACAGGCGGUAUUCGCCAAACUCGACUACGAGUCGGUGGGCCUCGAGAGCUUGACUAGACUCUUGGUGGUCUACCCUUGGACUCGGCGGUACUUUGGUGGGUUUGGAAACCUGUUUAACUCCGAGGCAAUCAUGGCUAACCCAAAGGUCGCAGCGCACGGGACUGUAGUGCUCCAAGGUCUGGAGAUGGCUCUUAAAAACAUGGAUGAUAUCAAGAACACCUACGCUUCCCUUAGCGAGCUUCACUCAGAGAAACUGCAAGUCGACCCAGGCAAUUUCCAGCUCUUUGGUGACUGCCUGACCGUGGUGAUCGCUACACGCAUGAGGACCGAGUUCACCCCAGACAUCCAAGCUGCGUGGCAGAAGUUCCUGGCUGUUGCUGUGUCAGCCCUAAGAAAGCAGUAUAAUUGAUUCAUCGACUGAACGAGGAAAUUAUGUAGCCUACUGAGAUUGUGUAAUGCACAGCAAAAAUAAAUAAAUAAUAAUUU
This is a messenger RNA of Sinocyclocheilus rhinocerous, 576 nucleotides long. RefSeq names its product hemoglobin subunit beta-like. The record is from RefSeq and is a predicted model, not a curated record. Gene Ontology annotation, biological process: hydrogen peroxide catabolic process; oxygen transport. The transcript has 3 exons. Gene Ontology annotation, molecular function: organic acid binding; oxygen carrier activity; peroxidase activity. Lineage: Eukaryota; Metazoa; Chordata; Actinopteri; Cypriniformes; Cyprinidae. Gene Ontology annotation, cellular component: blood microparticle; haptoglobin-hemoglobin complex; hemoglobin complex. Bases 56 to 499 code for a protein of 147 amino acids.